UGCUGAGGUGGAAGAUCAGGCGGGGGGCGGGAGCAAGAAAAAAAAGCAUCGGCGAAGGAUUGAGGACCGUGGAGUACGCGCGCGAAUAUGGCGGAUACAAGCUUGGGUCCCUCACUGUUCCUCAAUCUCCCCAAAAUUCCUCUCCAUGUUCCUUCCAGAUCUUUCUCCUCCAUGGCUCUUCCUCGCUCCCAUUGCAAUUGCUCCUCCGCUCCCAAUCAGACCCCCGCCCAGCCCUCCCUCCUCGUCUUCUCAGGUGGAACUGCAUUUAAUGGCGUAGUCGAGGAGCUCAAAAACUUUACGACCCGUGUGGCUCAUGUUCUUCCUGUUUCCGACGACGGAGGUAGCACCGCUGAGAUUGUUCGCGUGCUUGGUGGUCCGGCCGUUGGAGAUAUACGGUCAAGAUGUUUGAGGUUAUCUGAUCAGAGUACGGCGGAGGCACUUGCGGUGCGCAGAUUGUUAGGUCAUCGUUUACCACUUGAUGCACAGGAGGCCAAAUCCGAGUGGUAUGAUAUCGUGGAAGGAGAAAAUUCUCUAUGGGAGGGUGUCUCAAAGCCCUACAGGGAAACUAUUCGUGCCUUUUUGGCCUAUUUUCAGAACCAGAUUCUUCGACGGUCUGAAAUGUCAUUCUGUUUCAGCAAUGGGAGCAUCGGGAAUUUCUUUUUUGCAGGGGCACGUUUAUUUUUCCAGUCAUUAGAUGCAGCAAUAUUUCUGUUUUCUCGUGUCUCAGACAUCCCAUCGGACAGCCUUGUUCUUCCAGUGAUUUCAACUAAUGACAGGCUUACGUUAGGAUGUGAAUUAUGGGAUGGGACAAUAAUACGUGGUCAGAAUGAAAUCUCUCAUCCAACUAAUGGACCUUCAGAACUUAUUAAUAAGGGAAACAAUUCGGCUCGAGCACUUCCUUCAAGGAUAAAGAGGGUAUUCUACAUGUCAAGUGAGGGAUGUAAUUUGCUGCAUGAGGUCUUCCCCGCAGCAAAUCCUGCUGUCCUCAACCAGUUGAAUGACGUGGACUGCAUUGUUUAUGCUAUGGGAUCCCUCUUCACUUCCAUAUGCCCAUCACUGGUGUUACUUGGAAUUGGUGAGAUCAUAUCGUCAAGAUCCUGCCCGAAGGUGCUUCUAUUGAAUAGCACAUGUGAUCGGGAGACGAGUGGUUUUACUGCUUCUUGCUUUACGACUGCCAUUUCAGAUGCCUUAAAUAGAACUUAUGGAGAUAUGCAUAAUUGUUUAAAUAACACUCCGGAUCAGUACAUCAAUACCAUUUUGGUGCCCAAAGAUGGUGAGAUUUUGGUAGAUUCUCAAGCCUUAUCUGCACAACGAAUCUGUGAUGUGAUUGUUGUUGAUUCCGUACGUGAUUCUAAAGUUGGUGUAGUAUUUGAUCCAAAAUCUUUGAUCAAAACUCUAGAAAAGUUGAUUGCAAGAUAUACAAGAUCACAUGUCACAAAGCAGGAGCUGACCCACUUUUUACCUUCUGGCAUUUUACUUGAAGAAUUCAACAUGGGAUAUUCGCAAAGAUGUUUGAUUGAUUUUACCCUAGUAGCUCAUUCCAUUCCUGUAAAGAACAUACCAUCCAACCUGCAUUGAUGUAUUUUAAUAUGGUCCAUAACCAUAAGGUAGACAGGGACAUGGAAARCCCCUUGGAAGUCACUUGAAACUUCAGCAUUUGAAUAUGCUUCUAUUUAUUUUCUCACUAUGAUUCAUUCUACGACCACUAUUUUCAUA
This is a messenger RNA of Momordica charantia (bitter melon), 1716 nucleotides long. RefSeq names its product maternal effect embryo arrest 18 (gene MEE18). Gene Ontology annotation, molecular function: LPPG:FO 2-phospho-L-lactate transferase activity. NCBI's taxonomy places the organism in Eukaryota, Viridiplantae, Streptophyta, Magnoliopsida, Cucurbitales, Cucurbitaceae. The record is from RefSeq and is a predicted model, not a curated record.